AUGCCCUCCAAACCUCAAAGCAACCAAGUCCGCCCAAGACAGCAGUCCUUCAGGGCGGAGCCCAAGGCAAGCAGACCAGCACAAGAAUCCUCGAGACCUAAGAUUACAACUCAGCGCAAGCAUCACUCCAGUGAUCGCGAGGUCGUCGAACGCAUCACCGAGCAAAACACAAAACACAAUGCGGGCGCCCAUCGCCCAUCGAGUCACCCAUCGAGAAGUCACAGCGGGAACAAGGCCGGCAAAGAACUUUCUCAUUCCACAAAACAAUUGGCCUCCACAAAAGACCAGUUCUAUGGCCAGCAAUACAGUUCCAAGACCGCGAAAGAACCAAGCAUCAUUGUGAGAUCCAUGGAGACCAACAGGGAUGGCAGCUGGAAGAAUAGAAAGGUUGAGAUCUCCAAAGAUGGUGGCUACAGGGCGUACGAGAUUCAGGGAAUGGCGGGAGGUGCUAUGUGCUUGACGGAUGUGCAUAGGAAGGCGAUUGAUCGUGUGUUGGGGCGGUGA
Messenger RNA from Zasmidium cellare ATCC 36951, 504 nucleotides. RefSeq lists its product as uncharacterized. The transcript is spliced from 2 exons. The coding region runs from base 1 to 504 and encodes 167 amino acids. The record is from RefSeq and is a predicted model, not a curated record. Lineage: Eukaryota; Fungi; Ascomycota; Dothideomycetes; Mycosphaerellales; Mycosphaerellaceae.